Molecule: messenger RNA, 2266 nt
Organism: Pungitius pungitius (ninespine stickleback)
Lineage: Eukaryota; Metazoa; Chordata; Actinopteri; Perciformes; Gasterosteidae
Gene: b4galt2
Product: UDP-Gal:betaGlcNAc beta 1,4- galactosyltransferase, polypeptide 2
Exons: 8
Coding region: 895-2130 (411 amino acids)
Biological process (GO): carbohydrate metabolic process
Cellular component (GO): Golgi apparatus
Molecular function (GO): galactosyltransferase activity
Source: RefSeq, a predicted model, not a curated record
UUUUUUUGUCGCAUCCGGGCUUCCGUAGACAGCAGGAACGAAGGAUCCUGCUCGCUGCCUCAGCCCGAGAGCAUCCUUUCUGCUCGCCUCCUCUCGCCCUCCUCUCCAAAAACACAGCGGGAUGACGGAGAAUCACGAGCAUCGCGUCUCUCCAGCUCGCCGGAUCGCGCCAGAAUUUCGUGUGUCGGGUUCCGCUCGGCGUCGUUGUGCGAUCCGACACGAGGCUCUCGUCCCGAUGCGGAGCAGACAUCACAGCCUGUCUGUGGAAACCUAAAGAACAUCACGUUUAGUGAUAGCUGGGCUCAGCCUCUAGCUUUUAGUUAUUUUUAUUUUUUUAUUUUACUCCCAUUUCUGGCAGCCUAAAGACUCUUUGGGCAGUUUUUUUUUUUUAUUUCUUCUCAUUAUUUGCUUUCGCCCUCCGGUCAUCGGCUGAUGUGAAUGGAAUCAUUGGUGCUCCGGCGGAGAAGAUGCCCACAUAAAAGUCCUCGAGGCGCCUGAGACUUUAAAAGAGAGACGUCUAGAGAAGAGGACCAUGUCCGCUCGUGAUUCUGACCCGAUGCCAUAAGAAGAGGACUCGGGGGACCCGAAAAGAUCCACCGCCGGGUUUUUAGGCCCUGGGAUGAUCACAUGUCCACAUCCGCCUCUGUCUGAAAACGGGGCCUUGUGUCUUUGUUCAUUCAUCAAAAACAAGUCAGUUUGUGAAUGAGACCCCGGCCCUCCUCCCUCUGAGGCCCAUUGCGACAUCUUUUUUUUUUUUUUUUUUUUUUGUCAUGCUGGGCACCAGAAAGCCGACCGUGUGGCCUCCCUAUCUUCACUAAGGACCCCAUGACAGAAGUCCCGUAGUCCCCACAUGUCCCCAUCAGAGAUCCCACAGCAGCUGUCGGGGAUGCGCGCAUGCCUGUAGCCGCUCCGCGCCAGCGCUGCCGAGGCUGGCGGCCGUCCUCCUCGGCCAUGACCCGGCUGAUGUUGGGCCGCACGCUGGAGCGCAUCUGCAAAGGCGUCCUGCUGCUGUGCCUGCUCCACUUCCUCAUCAUGAUGAUCCUGUACUUCGACGUCUACUCGCAGCGGUUCGACCUCUUCAGCCGCUUCAACAACGGCCGCAACGGAUCCAGGAACAGCAGCAGCAGCGGCAGCGGCGCCGGCGGCAGCAGCAACGCCAGCGUAGGGGCGGCGGGGAGCGGGCACCACUUCUACUACUACAACCUCUCCAGGCCCAACGCCACGCUGGCCGCCGGGGAGCAGCUGGUGGCGAGCGCGCAGCCCGAGGGCAGUCAGACGCCCUCCCCCAAGCCGCUGCCGCCGUGCCCCGACAACCCGCCCGGCCUCGUGGGGCGUUUGUUGAUCGAGUUCAGCUCCCAGAUGACGAUGGAGCGAGUGCAGAGGGAGAACCCCAACGUGACGGACGGAGGCCGCUACACGCCGCCCGACUGUCGGCCUCGCUGGAAGGUGGCCAUCAUCAUCCCGUUCCGCCACCGGGAAAACCACCUGAAGUACUGGCUCCACUACCUCCACCCCAUCCUCAGGCGGCAGAGGAUCGACUACGGCAUCUACAUCAUCAACCAGUUGGGCGAGGAAACCUUCAACCGCGCCAAGUUGCUGAACGUCGGCUACGCGGAGACCUUGAGGGACGGAGAGUACGACUGCUUCAUCUUCAGCGACGUGGACCUCAUCCCGAUGGACGACCGCAACCUCUACCACUGCUACGACCAGCCGAGGCACUUCGCCAUCGCCAUGGACAAGUUCGGCUUCAGGCUGCCAUACGCAGGCUACUUCGGGGGAGUCUCGGGCCUCAGUAAUAAACAGUUCCUGAAGAUCAACGGCUUCCCCAACGAGUACUGGGGCUGGGGAGGCGAGGACGACGACAUCUACAACAGGAUCACUCUGAAUGGGAUGAAGGUGUCGAGGCCGGACGUUCGCAUCGGUCGCUACAGAAUGAUCAAACACGAGAGAGACAAACACAACGAGCCCAACCCGCAGAGGUUUAAUAAAAUCCAGAACACGAAGAACACGAUGAAGAAAGAUGGCAUCAGCUCUCUGACCUACAGGCUGGUUCAGGUCAAGAAGUACCCUCUGUACACAAACAUCUCCGUGGAGAUCGGCAAGCCGCCGCCGCGCCCCAUGAAGGGCUAGAGAGAGGCGGGAAGAAGCCGGCGGGGAGGGAAACACACCCUGAACAUCUGGAAGGAUGCAGAUGUGAAAGAUGGAGGGAAAGUAUCAAGCACAUCAUGUUCUCUCUUUCUCUCUUUUUUUUUUUUUUUUUUUUUUU